UAUAAAUAUUGUAAAUCUUAGAUUGGAGGCAUAAAUUUAGCAUUAAAUGACGAAUUCUCGGUCAGAAUCGAAUACAUCACAUUCUCCUAUAUGGGAUAGUUCAGAUCCUCAGCGACGUCCUCCUCCAUUACCAAUGCGUGAAGAAUUGACAUUAAAUCAUAUUGAAGGAUCAGUAAGACUCCCAAGGACAUCGUCUAUUUCAUCUAAUUUGUAUAAACAAUUGGGUACUAAAACAUCAUCUCAAAUGUUGCGGAUAAGCGCAGAUGAUAAAACGGCAGAUAUAGUUCAAUCUAUUUCAGAAACAACAAAUACAAUUUUGGAGGAUCUUCGUUCUCUUAUAGAAAGAAGCAAAGAUAAUGCUACUGCAUUAUUGGAUUUAAAACAAAACAUUACUGAUGCAAAAAGAGAUCAAAAAAUUAUUGAUGAAAUACGAGCAAUUGUUACUUUUCCACCGCAAGAGAGUAGUAAAGAGGAGAAAAGUGAUAUAUUUAAAGAAAAAUUGGACAAAAUUAUGCAAGUCAUAGAUACAAAUGCUUUAUUUCACAAUACGGAAACACAAUUGUUGAUCGAUAUAAAUAAAAAACUAGAAGCAAUUGAGGCAUUUCAAGAUAAAUCUUUUUCCGAGAAACUUGAAAUUAACAAUUUAAUUUCAUCAUACGAAACAUUGCAACAAACAAAUAUUGCAGAAAUGGAGAAUAUGUAUUCUCGUAAAGUUGAAUUGUCUGCAGAGCUUGCACGUCUCGAUACAUAUAUUAGUCACAAAAAAGAUUCACUAAAUAAAUUGAAAGAACGAGUAAAAAAAUUGGAAAGCCGUUUGGAAGAUAUUCAAUUGAGACUUAAUAAACAAAGGGAAGAAAAUAAAAAAUCAAAUAAAUCAUCCGUAAUUAAAAAAAAAGUUAAACAAUCUGCCAAAUCUCCUUCAACACCUCAAAACAUUCGUCAUUUUUCUCUUUUGGAUAUUCAUAACCGUAAUCCAUCUAUUGUUACACUUGCUCCUUCUACCGUUAUGAAUUCACCAAAUAAUACAGAUAGUAUAAGUGAUAAAAAAGGGAAACGAAAGACUUCGUGGAGUAGAAAAGUUGUAAAUGUAAUGGGAUUACCGUUUCAACAUAACAACAAAGAAAAUUCGCCUGCAUUAUUAAAAAAUAAUGAAGAAUUGGCGAUUCAAAAGAAGAAAAAAUAUCCUAACAAUUUUGGAAUUAAAACUGUAAAAACUUUUAGAAGUUUCAGUACAAGGAUCUAAUACACUGGCAUUUAAUCUAAAAACAUGAACGAGUUCUAUACAAGA
Messenger RNA from Pneumocystis carinii B80, 1288 nucleotides. RefSeq lists its product as hypothetical. The record is from RefSeq and is a predicted model, not a curated record. The transcript has 3 exons. NCBI's taxonomy places the organism in Eukaryota, Fungi, Ascomycota, Pneumocystomycetes, Pneumocystales, Pneumocystaceae. The coding region runs from base 47 to 1243 and encodes 398 amino acids.